AGAAACGUCUUAAAGUGGAGUUUUUUUCACUGGUGCUGAUUAAGAAAAGAAAGAAAGAAAAAAGAUAAGGGGAAAAAAAUGGACACUCGAUUUGCUCACCUGCGCCAGCGGGACACCAGUGUGUCCAUGCUGAGGGUAAAGAUGUCCCGCAGAAGGUCUCAGUCCCAGAAGGAGAAUCGUGACCGGGUCGUGAACACACGCAGGCAGCUGGAAAAACUCCCAGAGAUGGCCAUCGCGAUGGCCAACUUGUCGACCAUUAGGGAGAAGACGCAGAACAAUGCACAGCCUGCUAAAAGUACAGCUGUAGAAGAAAGGUUGAAACAACUGGAGCGCUGGAAGGAGCGUAAAGCUCUUGCGAAGGACAAAGAAAAGCGAGACAAGGAGCGCAAAGGCGUUUUUAAGACCGGCUUGUAUCAUCCCAAGGACGCCUUUAUUGUCCCUGCUCUGCCUGUGGUCCCUGCUGCCACAAAAAGAUCCAAGGAGACAAAAAUGAACACAACUUUAUCCCAGAGCACCAGAGUGACUCGCUCAAUGAAACAACAGCAGCAGCAAAUGCAGCAGCCUCUGAAGACACGAGACCACAAUGCUCUGGCAAAGAAAGCUCCACCCGGCGUGGAAAGAUCAACCAGGACCCGCGUCGCUCCAGUGAAACCGACACCAGCUCCGACCAAAGUCUGCGCCGUGGAGCCCGUCGUGGCCACCAGGCCUCCUGUUACAGCAGCGCCCGCCGUGAAAGACAAACCCAAGCACAAAGCUGCAGAUGUCAGGAGCACAAGAAGUAGAGGCAUUGCCAACCCUGUGGCGCCCCCUACUGUCAAAGAGAAUAACUGCAAUGCGACUGUGGACAUCACAGCUGAGCCUCCUGUCCCCACGGAGCCAGAGCAAAAGGAGGUGGAAGACAUGGUGGUGGACCACGAGUCAGCUGACUCCCUCCCUGCCGUGGAGGCGUCUUCUUUUGCUCCACAGAAUUUUGUCUUCCAGGCUCCCGUUGGUCUGUCGGACUUCAAGUUUGAUCCUCUCACUCCUCGCUCAGCAGACGCCUUCCUCACUCCAACCUUCAGUCUUCCACCAGUUCCUUUGUUCAACAUUGAGCCUCUGACUGAACUAAGUGAACCUUCUCCAGCCAAGUCUCCCCGCCGCUCUCCACCUCCAUCUCUCACUGUGGCUCGUCAAACUCCAGGCAGCCCCGCGGAACCAAAGCACGACGUACCGUACUUCAGAUCAGAGAUUGUGAAUGAGACAGACCAUCUUUCGACUCUGUGCGUCCAGUGGGAGUCUAAAGUGGAGGAUGAGUCCAUUCCAGAAGAGAUGAGGGACCGCAUGCGCACCGCUGUCGGUCAAGCCAGGCUGUUGAUGAAAGAGCGUUUCCACCAGUUCAGUGGUCUGGUGGACGACUGCGAGCUCGGCCGUGGGGAGAAGAUCACCACCUGCACUGACCUGCAGGGAUUCUGGGACAUGGUUUAUUACCAGGUAGAGGACGUCAAGAAGAAGUUUGAGGCUCUCAGAGAGGCAGAGGGUCGAGGCUGGGUGGAGGAACACAAGCCUCCACCACGACAGAGGAAAGUAGUGAAGAAGACAGUAACUGCUCCUGCAAAGCCAGCAGGGACCAAAGCGGGAGGAGCCAAGUCUCGCCUGGCUGCGGCCAAAGCAGCGAUGAAAGCCCGACAGCAGGCGGCCGAGGCAGAGAGCGCUGCAGAAGACGUUGUAUGUAAAAGUGAGGACAUUCCCACCCUGGACACUCAGCAUCCACAGCCUCAGGCAGACGCUCCAAACGCGGACACCGUGGUCUUCGACGGAGACUUCUUCCAGGUGGAGAGUCCAGCCAAACGAUCAGGUUCAGUGAGGAGGUCCAGUCGUCUGAGUGUUGCCGCGCCGCCUCCGGCGUCCCCCUUGUCCAACUAUCUCACACCCAGGAGGAUGACGCGGCGGUCCCUGGCUCUGGCACAGACCCCGGUCCAGAGCGCUCCCUCUCCCGCUCGCUCCGCCCUGACUCCCGCUGCCCUGCGCCUCACCCUCGAUGACGCUCCAGAGUCUCUGCAGGAGAGAGAGCCCGCUGUAAAUGUCUCUCUGUGUUUCUCACCCGUCAAAGAAGUGACCUCAGAAGACGGAAGUCCAGAACCACAGACGGAAACAAGCCCGGCCUCUGCUCCAGAACCAAGCACAGACAAACCCGUUCAUUCAAUUCCAUCCAUCUGUGUUGUGGAGGAUGAAGACCAACCAGAUGAGGAGGCUGACCUUGUCCUCCCCGUCCCUAGGAGACUGUCCCUCUCCCCGUGCAAAUCACCCUCAAUGAGUUUCACAAUGUCGCCCUGUGUGAGUCUCAGUGAGCCUCCCACCACCUCCUCCUCGUCUCCUCCUGCUGCUCCUGCUGAGCAGAGCCUCACUGAGGCCACGCCCUCGAGGUGUCAAACACCGGACAACUCAGCUAUUGAGGAAAUCCCCGGGUUGGACUUUGAGCGUUACUUCCAGCCGUCGCAGAGGUGCAGCCUGUCACCGCCGCGGGAGGCAGUCGCCAUGGAGACGACGUCUUUGUUGUCGUCACCCGUGGCAGUGGACAUCGACAUGGAGAGUCCCACAGCACUGCCAGCGGUGUCUUCAGUCUUAACGCUUCACUCACCACAGAUCCAGACAGCCGAGUGUGACCUGCUUCUCUUCACCCCGGACCUGAAGGACAGAAUACGUCAGUCCGUUUGUCCAAAUGACCUCAUGGUCUUCACUCCUCCCACUUAAUAUGUAAACAAACACGUUUCUCCUUGUAUUAUAUAUAUUUUUUAUUAUAACAAGUUUUGUACCACUGUUCUUUUAGAGAGAGGGAAAAAAAAGAUUUUGAACUUGUAUUUUUAGGGGAAUGGAAAAUAGUUUUGUCUUAUACGACGUGAUUUAAUUAAAGAUUUGAGUUAAUACAAGGAAAAAUAUCUCGCCACUCAUUUACUCAGAGGCACAAAUCAAUAUAAUAAGUAUAAAUGGUUUUUAUUA
Molecule: messenger RNA, 2976 nt
Organism: Solea senegalensis (Senegalese sole)
Lineage: Eukaryota; Metazoa; Chordata; Actinopteri; Pleuronectiformes; Soleidae
Gene: dlgap5
Product: discs, large (Drosophila) homolog-associated protein 5
Exons: 19
Coding region: 79-2730 (883 amino acids)
Biological process (GO): chromosome segregation; mitotic spindle organization; kinetochore assembly
Cellular component (GO): cytoplasm; spindle pole centrosome; nucleus
Molecular function (GO): microtubule binding
Source: RefSeq, a predicted model, not a curated record